Molecule: messenger RNA, 1812 nt
Organism: Epinephelus fuscoguttatus (brown-marbled grouper)
Lineage: Eukaryota; Metazoa; Chordata; Actinopteri; Perciformes; Serranidae
Gene: surf4l
Product: surfeit 4, like
Exons: 5
Coding region: 188-1033 (281 amino acids)
Biological process (GO): Golgi organization
Cellular component (GO): endoplasmic reticulum-Golgi intermediate compartment; membrane; endoplasmic reticulum
Source: RefSeq, a predicted model, not a curated record
CUUCCAGUCCACGUGGCAUGCGUCACCCUGCUGUGGCCACAGGGGGCGCUGUGCCCGCUCAGCGCAGAGGAUUGUGGGAUCGGAGGAGGCAGCAGCGGAGCAUCAUCAUCAUCACUGCCGGGACCGGGACUCUUGUGAGCGGACUGUACCGAGCCGGGAGCCGCUGAAGUGCCUUAAGAGCGGAGCCAUGGGACACGGAGACCUGAUGAGCCAGGCGGAGGAUGUGGCGGACCAGUUCCUGCGGGUGACCAAACACUACCUCCCCCACGUGGCGCGGCUGUGCCUGGUCAGCACCUUCCUGGAGGACGGCGUCAGGAUGUGGUUCCAGUGGGCGGAGCAGAGCGAGUACAUCGAGUCCACCUGGAGCUGCGGACACUUCAUCGCCAACGUCUUCGUCCUAAUCAACCUGCUGGGGCAGCUGGGUAAUACACACAUACACACACACACACACACACACACACACACACACACACUGGGUUUGUCUUUGUGUAGUUUUCAGUACAUGUUGAGGUACUGCAUACUUCAAUUGCAGACAGUGGCCUACAGCAUUCUGUGGGACCCAAAGUUCCUGAUGAGGAACCUGGCGUUGGGUGGAGGUCUGCUCCUCCUCCUGGCGGAGUGUCGCGGGGAGGCUCGCAGCGUGUUUGCAGGAGUUCCGUCCCUCGGCCAUCAGAGUUCUCCAAAGCACCUCCUUCAGCUGGGAGGAAGAGUGCUCCUCGUCCUCAUGUUCAUGACGCUGCUGCACUUUGACCUCAGCCUCUUCAGCAUCCUGCAGAACCUGGUGGGCACGGCGCUCAUCGUGCUGGUGGCGGUCGGCUUCAAGACGAAGCUCGCCGCUCUGACUCUGGUCGUCUGGCUGCUCGUCAUCAACUUCACCUUCAACGCCUUCUGGAACAUCCCGUCGUACAAACCCAUGCACGACUUCCUCAAGUACGACUUCUUCCAGACCACCUCCGUCAUCGGGGGCCUCCUGCUGGUCGUGGCCCUGGGGCCCGGCGGGGUCUCCAUGGACGAGAAGAAGAAGGAGUGGUGAGGAGGAGGAGGAGGGAGGAGGAGGGAGGAGGUGAAGCUGAGGCUCCAGGGACGAAAGAGAAGGAGUGGUGAGGAGGAGGAGGGAGGAGGAGGGAGGAGGUGAAGCUGAGGCUCCAGGAGUGGUUGAGGAGGUCUAAUGUCAUCACACACCUGUUAGUGAUGAUGUCACAUCAGCUUCUCUGUUGUCAUCAUCAGUCAUCAGCUGAUUAUUGAUGACAUCACAGCCAAACAUCAACAGGAGAAAAUUCAUCAAAUUAUUAAAAAUCAGGUUAAAACAACAUCAAUCAGAUAAACAUGUAAACAUGUAAACAAAUGAUGUCAUAGCUUCCCUGGUGUUCAGACUGGCUCCUCCCACCUGCAGGUGUGUUAACCUGUGUGUGUGUGCUGCUCUGAGGUCACGUACAGGUGUGCGCUUCAUUUACACACCUGAGUCCAGGUCAGAGCCACGCCCUCCUCCUCAUCCUCAGUUUCAGAGCGACCAAUCAGAGAUUCUCUCCGUGUCACAUGAUAUGUGUGUGUGUGUGUGUGUGUGUGUGUGUGUGUUUUUAAAUCCUUCCCAUCAGCAGUCUGAAUAAUCCAGUUGUAGUGACGGAGGCUGUCCAGCAGGUGGAGCUGUUUACUCUCCUGUGUUCUGGUUUGUUGGUUUUAUUUGCGUGUCAGUGUGACGAGCCGUCUGCUCCUGUGUUUGUCUCUCAGUAUCUAUAAAGUUGUGACAAAGUGAAAUAAUUUUCUAUGAUGUGUUUUUGUAGGAGAUGUUUAAUAAAUCAGUCGCAUUGUGAA